Lodderomyces margitis is the source of this 1155-nucleotide messenger RNA. RefSeq lists its product as uncharacterized. Gene Ontology annotation, cellular component: nucleus; cytoplasm. Gene Ontology annotation, molecular function: mRNA 3'-UTR AU-rich region binding. Gene Ontology annotation, biological process: 3'-UTR-mediated mRNA stabilization. The transcript has a single exon. Lineage: Eukaryota; Fungi; Ascomycota; Pichiomycetes; Serinales; Debaryomycetaceae. The record is from RefSeq and is a predicted model, not a curated record. Bases 1 to 1155 code for a protein of 384 amino acids.
AUGACUGAAUCAUUAUUCGAUACCAAUUUCACCUCCGAAAACGAACCAAAAUUGGCAGCUUCUGCCACUGGUAACCAAGCCGCCUCUGAAACCCAAUCACAGGGUGGAAGUCAAGGUGUUGCAUCUAAUAACGCUGCUGGAACAAUUGCAAGCAAUACUGACAACACUAGCACUAAUUCAAACUCUGCUGCUACCAGUACCACCAAUGGUGCCAAUGCAACAACUACACACUCCUCCGCACCUGCCACCAACGAUGCAUCGCACAGCCAAGAGCACCAUGAUGACCAUGAAGGAUACGAUAACUCUACCUCGUUACCAUCGUUGAAUGACAACUCCAAUGCUGACGCAUUGAUAAAUUAUCGUGUGUUGGUAUCAGCUAAAGAGGCUGGCUGUUUAAUUGGCCAGAAUGGGAAAGUCAUUGAUUCAAUUAGAGAGGAAACAAACACCAAAGCCGGAAUUUCCCGCUUGGUUGCAGGUACGCAUGAACGUAUUUUGACCGUUUCUGGUAAAUUGGAUGAUUGUGCCAAGGCCUUGAGUUAUUUUGCCCAAGCUUUACUUGGAUCAUCUAUUGAAACAUACAAUUACUUCCCAUUGAAGCAAUUGAGCUCUACCCCAUGUGUUGAACAUGAAACAACCAUUUUAAGAUUAUUAAUUCCCAACAGCCAAAUGGGCACUUUGAUUGGUGCCAAGGGGGCCAGAAUUCAACAAAUCCAACAAAAUUUUGCUAUUUCCAUGAUUGCUUCUAAAUCCUUUUUACCGGGCUCAAAUGAACGUUUGGUUGAAUUGCAAGGAACGGUUGACGACUUGUACGAUGCGUUGCGCAUCAUUUCGCGUUGUUUAAUUGAAGAUUUCUCUUCUAGUGUGGGAACCACCACUUACUACGUCCCUAAAAGCCAUCAAUUGACGAGAAAAUCAACAGCAACGAUUAGUUUUCCAAACGACAUGGUGGGUGCAUUGAUUGGUAAAAAUGGAUCGAGAAUCCAGGGGGUGAGAAAAGUCAGUGGAGCCAUGAUUGGAAUUGGUGAAGCGGUUGAAGGUUCAGAUGAGCGUGUUUUCACUAUAACUGGGACACAACAAGCGGUGGAAAAGGCUAAGCUGUUGUUGUAUCAUAAUUUGGAAAGGGAAGAGCAGAGAAGAGCCGAAGCUACUGAAUAG